AUGCCGCAGCAAGAAAGCAAUCUCAACGCCAAGUUCAACAGUCCUUGCAAGAAUCUGAGAGGUCUGAAGGCCUUGAUUGCAAACAAUAAUCCAGACACUUCAAGCACCGAAGAGAUCAUCAAUGACCAUGAACUGGCUCAGAGAAAAGCCGAAGAAGCAGCUUCACGGAGGUAUCAGGCAGUGGAAUGGCUCCGGCAGAUGGACCAAGGUGCGGCGGAGGUACUCCCAAAAGAACCUUCCGAGGAGAAUUUCUGUCUUGCACUCCGCAAUGGUCUCAUUCUCUGCAACGUCCUCAACAAAGUCAGUCCAGGCGCGGUUCACAAGGUAGUGGAAAAUCCAGUCAUCGAUGUUCAGUUGACGGAGGGUGCAGCCCAGUCUGCUAUUCAGUAUUUCGAGAACAUGAGGAAUUUUCUUGUGGCUGUUGGUGAGAUGAAGCUCUUAACAUUUGAAGCAUCUGAUCUUGAAAAGGGAGGUUCAUCAAGCAAAGUUGUAGAGUGUAUUCUUUGUUUGAAAGGAUAUUACAAGUGGAAACAAGCUGGUGGAAUUGGAGUUUGGAGGUACGGCGGAACUGUGAGGAUCACAUCUCUCCCAAAGGGAUCACCGUCCUCUUUGGUUGGCAGUGAAAGCACUGACGAGUCACUAGAUGAUUCUGAAUCAUCACAAUAUGAAGAGCUAUUAGAAUUUCUCCAUCUAUCCACCGAAAACUCACUUGAAGAAUCCAAAAUAGCCAAUGUGUUGACUUUCCUCUUUGAUCGUUUUGGACUUGGAAUUCUACAAGCUUAUCUGACAGAAAGGAAUGGAGUUGAAGACUUGCCUUUGAAUUCUAUGGUGAUUGAUACCGUACUAAGGAAAGUGGUUAAGGAUUUUGCUGCAUUGUUGGUCUCUCAAGGCAAUCAGCUUGGAUUGUUUUUGAAGAACUUAUUGAAGAGUGAUUACAUUCCUUUAUCAAAACCUGAAUUUCUAGAAGUCAUUUCGAAAUAUCUUGGUCAAAGAACUAGUUUGGUAUCAAACGAUUUCUCCAAGUUCUGCAUUUGCGGUGGAAAACGUGAAAGCAGCUGGCGUGACAUUGAUUACUCUACUGAUAGUGUAGAUGUACUUGGCCUUCAACAGAAACAGCUUGAGGAGCUAAAAUUUUUUUACCAAGAGACAAAAGGUGAAGUACAGCAAGUACAAUUAUGCUGGGAGGAAGAACUUAGAAGGCUCGAGCAUCAUAUCAAGGGUCUUGAAGUGGCUUCUUCUUCCUACCACAAAGUUUUGGAAGAGAACCGCUUACUUUACAAUCAAGUCCAAGACCUAAAAGGAACCAUUAGAGUUUACUGUAGAGUGAGGCCUUUCCUACCAGGGGGACUUGAUGGGCAGUCCACCGUAGACUAUAUUGGAGAAAAUGGCAAUAUCAUGAUUGUCAAUCCUCAUAAGCAGGGUAAAGAUGCUAGGAGGGUGUUCACUUUCAACAAGGUGUUUGGAACAAAUGUGACACAACAGCAAAUAUACAUAGACACUCAACCAUUGAUCAGAUCAGUACUGGAUGGUUAUAACGUCUGUAUUUUUGCGUAUGGACAGACUGGAUCAGGGAAGACAUACACGAUGAGUGGCCCUGACUUGACAAGAGAGGAGACAUGGGGUGUAAAUUAUAGAGCUCUCCAAGACUUGUUUCAAAUUUCAAAGGCCAGGCUUGACUUUAUAGAAUAUGAAGUUGGAGUACAAAUGAUUGAGAUAUACAAUGAACAAGUGAGAGAUCUGUUGGUCAUUGAUGGCUCUAAUAGGCGGCUGGAUAUACGAAACAAUUCUCAACUGAAUGGUCUCAAUGUCCCCGAUGCAAGUUUGGUUCCAGUUAAAUGUACUCAAGAUGUUCUUGAUUUGAUGAGAAUUGGCCAAAGAAACCGCGCUGUGGGUGCUACUGCUUUAAAUGAGCGGAGUAGUCGUUCUCAUAGCGUUUUAACAGUUCAUAUCCGAGGAAAAGAGUUACAUACGGGCUCCAUUUUAAAGGGCUGCCUUCAUCUGGUGGAUCUGGCUGGAAGUGAGAGAGUGGAUAAAUCUGAGGCUGUCGGUGAGAGAUUGAAGGAAGCACAACAUAUAAACAGAUCUCUCUCUGCACUUGGAGAUGUCAUUUCUGCUCUUGCGCAAAAGAGUACACAUAUUCCUUACAGAAAUAGCAAGCUUACCCAAGUACUGCAAGAUUCCUUAGGUGGGCAAGCAAAGACCUUGAUGUUUGUACAUAUAAAUCCCGAGGCUAAUGCUGUAGGAGAGACAAUCAGCACCCUCAAGUUUGCCGAGAGGGUUGCCUCUAUAGAUCUUGGGGCAGCUCGAUCUAAUAGAGAAACUGGUGAAAUCCGGGAACUUAAAGAAGAGAUCUCAAACAUCAAGCUGGCCCUUGAGAAAAAGGAGGCUGAACUGGAACAACUGAGGGCUGGGGGUAGUAUUCGAACCCCAGUCUCACCUCUUCGUAUGCCAAGAAAUAACACUACUGCCACCAUGAAGCUUGACAUCACUAAGCAACCCGUCGAUGACACUAGAAGCUCUGAGGUUAGAAGUUGUUCUUCGGGAAAGCAGAGGAGGCCCCGAGUUCCUUCUAAGUUCACAGACAAGGAUAUUAUGCCAAAAGUGCCAUUCCAAGCUGAAGAGAGAUCUAUGGGCUCCAUCAAACCAAGAUCACCAUCCCCUCCCAUCAGAAGAUCAUUAUCAACUGAUAGAGGGGCCCUCAUAAGAAGUAGGAUCAAGCCUGAUACAACUGACAACCCGCCAAUCAUCAAACUACAGUUCCCACCUAGAGUUGCUGUCAAUAAAUCCGUUCCUACCAUACCUAUAAUUCCUUCAACAGAAAGCAUGAGAGGGCAUUUGGGUUCACAAGAGCCACGCAAUCAGGAAAACAUUUCUGAUGCAUUGUACAGCCUCCAAAGGGCCACAUUCAGGAAAGUUCACCCAGAAAAUGAGGAGGAGCUGUUUAAGCAAGCGCUUAAUGUAAGGCAAGGUGGCAUUAGGAAAAGCAAACCUGAGUGUAAGGUCAAGCCCAAGCAUCAGCUGCCCGCUAAAAGUCAGAAGUCUGAUAUCACAGUUCAAUUGCUUUCUGAGGUGGACUCUGGUGGAAUAAUGGAGGAGGCUCGAAAGAGUGAUUUCUCAGAGCCAGAAAAUGAGCCUGGUCUUGUUGUGUCACCAGUACAUGAUCAUGGCACCUUGAGGGUAAAAAGAGAUCACCGGAACUUUUCAAGGAGUUCACAAAAUGCGGAACCAAGAGAACCAGUGCACACAUUGGGUUCCUUACUGGCUGGGAAACAUGAAAGUAAGCCUUUGAAUGGUGUGCUUCGGUAUCCAAAGGAUGGCAGCAACUCAUCCAUUCCAGAAUUCAGAAGGAGCCGAUCUUCUCCUCGUGGAAAAUAUAUGAUUUUACCUUGAGGAAUAAUUAGUACAUGGCCUGGAUUUCAGUUGACAACCACUAAAUAUUUUGGAGUUCUGAGUUGCAUAAUUUUCGCACAAGAUUUAGCGGAUGGUGAAAUCCUUGGAGGUGAAUGGAACUUUCUCUUACAUUUUUGUAUGAGUUCUCUUUUACAAAUUUAAUGUACAUAUUGUCACCCUUAUAUUCUUCACAGUAUAUUUGGUAAUUUAAAGUUUGUGUACCUAUGGCAUUACUCUACUUGCUGAUAGAAGUCGAAUGUAUGAUAUUUUAUGUAUGAAG
Ilex paraguariensis (yerba mate) is the source of this 3670-nucleotide messenger RNA. The record is from the annotation of a GenBank genome assembly. Lineage: Eukaryota; Viridiplantae; Streptophyta; Magnoliopsida; Aquifoliales; Aquifoliaceae.